ACGGAACGGCGGCGGCUGCGGCGCUGGCGACGGCUGCGGCAGCGGCGGCAUUUUAGUCAGCAGCGGCGGCGGUAGCCGGGCUGCUGCUUCUCCCAUCAUCCCUGGCGCGGCCAUUUCAGCCCCAUCUUGGCUGAGGGGAGGGAGCUGCAGCCACCGCUUCAGCAGUUUGAAUUUCAGUUUCUCCAGAGCCUGCAAACCGGCCGCACCGAGGAGGAGCCGAAGAAGCUACCGCCGCUACCUCACACAGCCAGAGCGCCGCCGCUUGCCGGCCCGCCGGCCGCCGCCCCUCAUUCUCUCAAGAGCCGCGAGGGGAGGCCGAGACCGCCGCCGCCGCCCGCCCGCGGGGGUGGCUCCCCCUGUAAGGGGAGGACCGAGCCGGCUUUCCCCUCCCCCGGAGCGGGUUUCCGCCAGAGACAGUCGACAUGUCCCUGGGGCUGAGCUCCGGCUAGAGCCGGGGAGGGAGGGCCGCCCGGCCGCACCGAAGCUCCGCCGCCCGCCCGCGGCUCCUGGCUGAAUCAGGAAUCCCCGGCUCCGGACUCGCCACUCCUCCUUCUUCCCUCUCGGCGUCCGAGAGCCCGGAGCUGACGCCGGCACUGGCUCGAGGAGCGGGACAGCACCGCCCCUCACGCCGCCGCCGCCUCCUCCCCUUCGCCCUCCCACUCCCACCCCCAGCCUAGGCCUGCUGACCGCGCGGGGCGCCGAGCUGGACUGACCACGGCGGCCCGGAGACGCGAGGAGGAAGCAGCCGGCCCGCCCCUGGGAUCGCGCUUUCGCCGCCACUGGGGGUAUUGAAUUGAGGCACCGCGACUGCGGGAGGCGAGAAGGAAGGAGGAGCCGGCGCGCGAGUGAGACGGGGGCAGAGCCGAAGAGACCGACACGGAGAAGGAAACGGGAGGAGGAUGUCUCGCGGAGCGACCGACGCACGGAUCAACCCGUGACUCUUACAGCGGCGGGCCUCAGACCCCAGCGCGGACGCGGACUUUGUCUUUGGGGGCCCUGCUCUGCCCUUCCUGGUUUCCGGCAAGAUCGCAGAGGAGGCGGCGUGCCUCUCUGCCCUCCAGCCUUCCUCACCAUGUCCAAGAUGCCGGCCAAGAAGAAGAGCUGCUUCCAGAUCACCAGUGUCACCACAGCCCAGGUGGCCACUAGCAUCACCGAGGACACCGAGAGCCUGGACGAUCCGGACGAGUCACGCACAGAGGACGUCUCCUCCGAGAUAUUCGACGUUUCUCGGGCCACGGACUACGGCCCCGAGGAGGUCUGCGAGCGCAGCUCCUCCGAAGAGACGCUCAACAAUGUUGGGGAUGCGGAGACUCCCGGUACCGUCUCCCCCAACCUCGUCCUGGACGGGCAGCUGGCGGCCGCGGCGGCCACUCCCGCCAACGGAGGAGGAGCCGCUUCGGCCCGCAGCGUGGCUGGGGCGCUGGCCAGUACCCUAGCGGCGGCCGCCCCCUCGGCCCCCUCCUCAGGGGCCCCCGGAGCCCCCCCGGUCGCGGGCCCCUCCGCCGGGCCAGGGACUGCCGCCCCCUCGCAGCCCCCCACCACUUGUAGUUCCCGUUUCCGCGUGAUCAAGCUGGACCACGGCAGCGGGGAGCCGUAUAGACGCGGCCGAUGGACGUGCAUGGAAUACUAUGAGCGGGAUUCCGACAGCAGCGUCCUGACCCGGUCCGGGGAUUGCAUUAGGCACAGCAAUACUUUUGAUCAGACUGCGGAUCGGGACAGCGGCCUGGGCGCCACCGGAGGGUCCGUGGUGGUGGUGGUGGCCUCCAUGCCGGGGGCGCACGGGCCCGACUCGGGAACUGACAGUUCCUUGACUGCUGUGUCACAGCUACCCCCGUCGGAGAAAAUGAGCCAGCCCGCCCCGGCCCCGCCGCAGAGUUUUGGCGUUGGGCAGCCGCAGCCGCAGCCGCCGCCCGUAGGUGGGGCUGUGGCUCCGAGCUCGGCUCCGCUGCCGCCGUUCCCGGGAGCCGCGGCCGGGCCGCCGCAGAUGAUGGCAGCCCCGCCGCCCAGCCAGCCGCAGGGCGCCGCGCCUGGCUCCGUCCCCCCGGGGCCCAACGGACAGGGGCUGCCGCUGACGAAUGUAACCCUGGCGCAGCCCGGCCUGGCCCUGCCUCCGCAGCCCGGCCCGGCCGUGGGCGCUUCUGCCGCGCCGCCGCCCCAGCAGUUCGCGUAUCCCCAGGCUCAGAUUCCGCCGGGCCAUCUGCUGCCCGUCCAGCCCGCCGGCCAGAGUGAGUACCUGCAGCCGCACGUGGCCGGCCUGCAGCCGCCCAGCCCGGCGCAGCCCUCGUCCGCGGGCGCCGGAGCGGGCCCCGGCCAGAACGCCUCCUCCACGGGCGCGCAGAUGAUGGGCGCGGCCUCCCUGCCUGGCGAAGCCGUGGCCCCGGGGCCGGGCCCCGCGCAGGGCGGACCGGCCGCGCCCGGUCAGCCGGCCGGAGUGCCCCCGGCUGCCAUGGGAGGCGCGGCGCCGUCGGGCCUGGUUCCCGCCGGGGCCGGGCAGCCUCAGCCCGCGCCUCCGCCGCAGAUGGGUGGCAGCGGCGCGCCAUCGGCAGUGCCCGGCGGCCCUCACGCCGUGGUGCCCGGAGUUACGAACGUGCCUGCAGCCGCGCCCGCUCCCAGCGUGCCUAGUGUGUCUACCACUUCUGUUACUAUGCCAAAUGUACCCGUGCCCUUGGCCCAGGCGCAGCAGCUGGGCAGCCAUCCUCCGGUCAGCAGGAGCGGCAGCAUCAUCCAGCACGUGGGGCUGCCCUUAGCGCCAGGCACGGCCAGUGCACCGACGAGUCUACCGCAGUCUGACCUAAGCCAGUUUCAGACUCAGACCCAGCCUUUAGUCGGGCAAGUUGACGAUACUAGAAGAAAAUCCGAACCCCUACCUCAACCACCACUUUCUCUCAUUGCUGAAAUUAAGCCUGUUGUGAAGCCUCCUGUUGCAGAUGCCCUGGCAAACCCCCUUCAGUUAACACCUAUGAACAGUCUCUCCACCUCUGUAUUCAGCAUAGCUAUUCCUGUUGAUGGUGAUGAAGACAGGAAUCCUUCAACUGCUUUCUUCCAAGCGUUCCAUUUGAACACGAUUCAGGAAUCAAAGAACCUCUGGGAUAGUGCAUCUGGGGGAGGUGGUGUAGCCAUUGACAACAAAAUAGAACAAGCAAUGGAUCUGGUGAAAAGCCAUUUGAUGUAUGCAGUAAGAGAAGAAGUGGAAGUUCUAAAGGAACAAAUAAAAGAAUUAGUUGAAAGAAACUCUUUACUUGAACGAGAAAAUGCACUGUUAAAAUCUCUUUCAAACAGUGAUCAGUUAUCCCAACUCCCAGCCCAACAGGCCAAUGCUGGUAGCACUUCUCAACAGCAAGCAGUGAUAGCACAGCCUCCGCAGCCAACGCAGCCUCCGCAGCAGCCGAAUGUGUCCUCAGCAUAAAGCUUUCUUGCCUCAUUAAGAAAAAAACUGAAAGCAAUCUAUCCUUGUGUGCCACUGGUGUUCUUUCCACUUUAUACGAAAGCAAGUAGCCAUGCUUCAGUUGUGUGUUUGGCCUUUUCAGUAUUAGACAAUCAUUCUACAAGAGCUUUUCCUCUCUUUGAUGUCAUGCAGUGCUGUUGAUGUCCAGUUUAUGUCAUCAGUGCACAAGGAGAAUAAUAGAUGGGGUGUAUUAAAGAGAGCAAAGUUAGCAUUUUACCUGGUGCGCACGAGUGGGGUCUUUUAAGAGCUUUGGUGGCUCUCCCAUGUUUCCUAUUAUCCAUGGAUUUACCCUGAGCCUUCCUAUCGCAUUAUAAAUAACAGUUCAUCUAAAGAGCCACUUUUCUUUCAAUAUCAGUAACAUUUGCCUACAUAAGUUUUCAUUUAUUUGUGUUUUAUUUAUUACAGGGCUGCUAUUUUCAUAAUGUACAUGAACAAUGUCACAGAACUUUUUUAAUUUUUUUGAAUAAUUAUAAGUAUCAGUAAAGGAAUUGAAAGGCAGGAUUGCAUUUAAUAGAUGAAACGUUUAGGCAAUAAUUGAACAAAAGAAUCCUGGCAUAUUUCUAACACUAAUGGCAAUUUACCUUCGGUAUUUAUUUUCAGUAGUAAAGACCCAGCUUGAAUGUAAAUUUUGUAUAGUGUAAGUAUGAAGAACAUAGUGCAACUGUACAGGUAGUCACCAGUUAUUGUGAUAUAAUAAAUAAUUGGGCUAUUUUGAUGAAGAAAACUUUGUUCAUUUGUUUCUACUUUCUAAUAGAGAAAUUGCCACGAUUCCUCUGCUUUUUGACAUUUCGUAUGACUUUUUUUUCGGGUGGGAAUAAAAAGCUGUGAAAUUGUUCAACCUACUUUGUAACCAAAGAAGCAAAGCUGUGUAAUGGAGUUUUGUUUUUUUUUGUUUGUUUUUUUUUUUAUAAUGCACAUUCUUUAUGUAUUUUUAUUUAGUGUUCUCUCGGUCACAAUUUUCUUUGCUGUCUAGCAUGAUCUGCAUGACCUAUAAUCUUUGAACCACUUUCGUACCUCAUGUUUUUAUCCAGCACUCUUAUUGUAAUAUGUACUAGUCUGUGAACAAUGUCAAAUAAAAAAGAACGAACAGGUAGUAUGGUGGAGCUGAGCUAGUGUACUAUACACUAGUUGUAAAAAAAAAAAAAAAAAAAAAAAAUAA
This is a messenger RNA of Globicephala melas (long-finned pilot whale), 4604 nucleotides long. It is a transcript of the gene TSC22D2, whose product is annotated as TSC22 domain family member 2. Gene Ontology annotation, biological process: regulation of transcription by RNA polymerase II. NCBI's taxonomy places the organism in Eukaryota, Metazoa, Chordata, Mammalia, Artiodactyla, Delphinidae. The record is from RefSeq and is a predicted model, not a curated record.